Paramacrobiotus metropolitanus is the source of this 2051-nucleotide messenger RNA. Its product is annotated as 3 beta-hydroxysteroid dehydrogenase/Delta 5-->4-isomerase type 1-like. The record is from RefSeq and is a predicted model, not a curated record. Gene Ontology annotation, molecular function: 3-beta-hydroxy-Delta5-steroid dehydrogenase (NAD+) activity. Gene Ontology annotation, biological process: steroid biosynthetic process. Bases 434 to 1576 code for a protein of 380 amino acids. Lineage: Eukaryota; Metazoa; Tardigrada; Eutardigrada; Parachela; Macrobiotidae. The transcript is spliced from 3 exons.
CUUGUAUUAUUAUAAGAUUCAUAUUAUUUAUAUUUGUAUUUUGCUUGACUACGUGUCUCGAAAUGUAGACGACACUCGUGCACAUAGAUAUUAGAUACCUGUUGCUCGUAAUAAUGUUAACUGUAAUUACGAGGUAUUACAUUAAUUUUUGAUUUCCGGUGUACAAAGUAGUACAGACUCUGUACCGGUACGACUGACUAGAGUUGUAAACAGUGCGCUGUGAGCCAAAUAAGAUUUUGUUUUGCCGUAUGAAGUUGUCAGUCAGCGUAAACCGCCGUGGGGUUAAGCAAAAAUUAGUACUUCUAACUUCUUUUGAAUUUUUUCUUUUUGGGCUUAUUUUCCGCUUUCAUUCCGCUGUAUUUGUUAGCGAUUCCUGAUGUGAUUUGUCAAAUUUGUUUGCUGUCGUUCUUGAUAGCGGACAUCUGCGUACAUCAUGAUCAUGUCUCUAUCGGAUGUGAGUACCGUUUUGAUCACAGGUGGAAACGGUUGUUUAGGCCGAUUUUUAGUGGAUCUUCUCCAAGAGCACUUCGAUAAAACUACCACGGAGGCCAAGAAGAUCAUAAGAAUUUUGGAUAAUUCUACUGAUGGGCAGGAUUACUUCAGGGAACGAUAUGGACGCAGCGAUCAUGCUUUCGAAAUCGAGUUCAUCACUGGUGAUGUGCGAAAGGCAUCAACGGUUCGUCGAGCAGUUAAAGAUGUGCAGUGUGUAUUCCACUUAGCCGGAAUUGUGGAUAUCUCAAUGUUCCCCGGCGAAAAUCUUAUGUGGGCUGUCAAUUGUCGAGGAACGCAGGAUCUUCUGGAAGCAUGCUACGAAGCCAACGUUUCGUACGUCAUCUUCACGAGUUCCGUCAACGCUGUCCUAGGCGUCAACCCGCUUGUCGACGCUGCGGAAAAUGAUUGUCCAAAACCCUCGGAGUGGCUGUACAAGGGAUACGGAGAAACGAAAUGGUUUGCCGAACAAAUGGUCAAAGACGCCGAUAAUCUUCCUCUGGCCAAUGGCCAGCGUUUAAGGACCAUAUCGCUGCGACCAACAGUGUUUUAUGGAGAAAAUGAUCGUAUCAACGUGCCGGUUUUGUUGAAACUGGCCCAGAACGGUGGAAAUAAUUUGCUGCAAUUUGGGAAUAAUGAUACUGCUAAAAUCCAGCAGACGUAUGUGGGGAAUGUCGCAUGGGCGCAUGUGCAGGCCUUGAAGAGUUUAAUCGAACAUCCGGAUGAUUGUGCUGGACAAGCGUAUUUCAUUACCGAUAACACUCCGAUGCUCAGUCCUUUCCAGUUUGCGCGACCGUUUUUAGAAGAUCGCCGGAUGCGUUUAUCCAGAUUCAGUGUUCCCAUUUCUGUGAUAUAUUUCGUGGUGUUGACCUUUAUAUUCGUCUUCAAUCUCUUGUUGCGGGUUUGGCCUGACUGGGAUGCGGUGAAGAGGACUAAACUGCCAAGUAAAGCUCAGAUAAUGUUUUUGAGAAUGGGAGUGAGUUUUGAUCGGUCUAAAGCGGAGCGCGUACUGAAUUAUUCACCACGUUACACAUACGAGGAGUCUGUGGAUGCAAGCAGAAAAUAUUACGCACAAAUGGAGUUAUAGUCGCCCUCAUGGCGCGUUUAUGCGCCCGUAUCAACGUCAGAUGUUCCCUUAUGUUUACCCAAGGGCAAGACCAUUCUGACUGUAGAAAGACGACUUCCGCACAAGCAGGCUCUUAGAAAUUGGCCAGUGAGUUGCUUUGUCUGCCUCGGAAAACUCUUCUGAUUCGGAAUUUUUUUAUUGUGAACAGAUUUGAUUUAUUCCUUUGUAGACGUUGAGAUUUUUAUUCACUCUAACACCUCGUCUGGGCCCUGUGCUGUACUCAAUUCGGGACUCCGGUUAUGGAUAUAUGUGAUUUUUACCGGUAGCGUAUGAUGAAGUGGUUUCUGUUGCUGAUUUCUCGGCUUGUAUUUUCUAAAGAAUUUUAUAACGUACGAAUAAUUUUUCUUGCCUGAUAACUGGUGCCAAAAAAUGUUCAAAAAAUGCAGUGCUAUUGUUGUUGGACUAAGCGAACACCGGACCGGAAUCGUUUUAGCAA